AUGUCUGUCCUUGUAUCAUUAUCAACAACAAAUACUCAUCAUCCAUAUAUUCCUAAUCAUCAUCAUCAUCAUAUCAAUGGAAAUCUUUCUUCAACAAUAAAAUCAAUGUCAUCAACAAAUCGUUUAACAUCAAAAUUAAAUGAAAAUUAUAAUGGAAGUAUUGAGAAUGAUCAUGUACCAUUUGGUGUUGUUAAUUCAAUGAAACAACGUUUACUUGAUAAAGCAAAUGAAUCAUUAUUAUUAAAUAAUAAUUCAACAUUUAAUCGAUAUUCAUUAUCAAAACCAUCAUCACGUUUAUCAUCAAAUGAAAAUUUACUUCAAACAAAAUCAUCAAUAUCACCAUUAAAACAUACAACACGUUUAUCACGUAGUCAAGAUAAUUUAUUAAAUAAUAAUCAUAAUAAUAAUAAUACAGAACAAUUUGCAUCAUAUUUACAACCAAAACAAGAUGUUAUUAUUGUUGAAAGAACAAAAUCAAAUGAUGAAAACACUUUAACAUAUCGACAUUCAUAUAUUGAAUUGCAUAUGGAUGAAGUACCAAAACCUGGUACAGUUACAACUGUUAAAAAUAUGUUUGAACGACAAAUUCGUUUAAGUCGAUAUGAUAGCGAUAAAUUAUCGAAUACAUCAUUCAAUAAUACUUCACGUGUGAAUAGUCAACAUCGAGAAAUCUUAAGUCCAAGUCGUUCACGCAGUAUAUCACCAAAUGAUAUGGCUAUACGACAACGACGAACAACAGUAAUACAUACAUCAAAUAUACCAUCAACAUUAUAUCCUGAUGUUGUUAUAUCACAUACACCACCAACAUCAAUACAUAUUGAAACAAAUAAAAUUCUUAAUGAACAAUCUUUAAUAAAUUUACACACUCAAAAAAAUGAGAAAAAAAAUUUUUCAUUGAAUAUUAUUACUGAUGAAACUACAACAAAUAAUAAUAAUCGUCCAAAUCUUUUACUUUCAACAACUUCAUCGUCAGAUACUAGUGAUUAUCAACCACUUGAUUUUAAAAGUCGUUUAGCUUUAUUUAAUCGUACGAAUACAAUUGAACGAUCGAAUGUAAAUUCUUAUGUUUCAACAAAUAUUAAAAAAUCUUCAAAUCAUACGAAUUCUGUUUCAUCGCCACCUAAUUUUCUCACAAAACCAAUUGUUCAUCAUCAUAAUUUAGAUAAAAAAGAUAUUUCAUUAGAUUCAAUUGUUCAAACAGUUGUUAAUUCAACUAAAUCAGUAACAUUUUUUGGUGGAAUAAAAGUAAAUAGUGAUGUUCAGUCAACUCUACCAGCUUCAAUAGUUCCACCACCUCAACCAAUUAUUAAAGAUGAACAAUCAUCUAUAUCAACAUCAAUUGAUUUAUUUCAAGCUCCAGAUAUUAUUGGAGGAAAUGUCAAAUUAAAUAAAUCAUCGAUUUUUUCAGGAACAAGAAAGGAUACACGCGUACAAUUUAUUGAUGAUGUUGAUACAUUUGAAUAUCCAUCAUUUACUGUAGUAAUGGCUGAAUUUGGUUAUACUAUUUCAGAUGAUGAUAGUGAUGAUGACAAUGAUGAUGAUGAUGAUGAUAAUGAUUAUUCGUCAAUUAAGAAUGAUAAAAAUAGUAUGAAAAAAAUUCCUGUAGAUGAAAAUAAAAUUGAUGAUGUGGAUGAUGAUGAACUUGAACGAUUGGCAAGUAUUAAUGCAAAAUUUAAUUCCAAAAACCUUAUCGAAGAACCUUUACAAUCAAAAGGUACAUUACAUACAUUUCGUCCAACAUAUCUUGAUCAAUAUGAAUUAGGCACACGAAAUGAUUCUUCAACAAAUUCCAAUUCGUCAGAUAUAUUUUCUAGCGAAAAAUAUUUUUCUUCAUCGACUAAUACUUCAAAUCAUUCCAUAUUAAAACAAGAAAAAUCAAUGUUUGAUAUGACAAAUAAUAUUCAAUGGAGUUCAAUGUCAACAACUACUGAUUUACUUUUUUGA
Messenger RNA from Rotaria sp. Silwood2, 1944 nucleotides. The record is from the annotation of a GenBank genome assembly. Lineage: Eukaryota; Metazoa; Rotifera; Eurotatoria; Philodinida; Philodinidae.